Molecule: messenger RNA, 3180 nt
Organism: Notodromas monacha
Lineage: Eukaryota; Metazoa; Arthropoda; Ostracoda; Podocopida; Cyprididae
Source: the annotation of a GenBank genome assembly
AUGGCGAUUUAUAAGGGAGCUGCCAGCGAGGCUGGUAGAGCGAUGCAGUUGAUAAAAAAGCGUGAAAAGGAGCUGGAAGAAGCGGAAUUACGUCGAAAAAAGAUUGAGAAUGAUUUGAAAAUAUCUGCGAUUGGGUCGAAAUUCGCUACUCAUUAUGAUGCUGUUGAGCAGCAGCUAAAGGUGAGGAUGACGGGAAAGGUUCUAUGUGUAGAUUUUUCUUGUUUUCUAACUAGGGCAUGCAUUCGUGGAUUGCGUGUUUAUGGAUGCAUUGUCCUUCGUUUCUUUCAGUCCUCAACCAUUGGUCUCGUGACUCUUGAGGAAAUGAAAGCAAAGCAGGAGAAUAUUGUUCAAGCUCGUGAGCGUCAAAUCGCCAAGAAAGAGGAAGAAUUGCGAAAACAGCAGCGUCGGAUAGAGAAGGCGAAAGAACGCGAAAAGAAUCGUCAGAAGGCUCAAAUUCAAGCGCUGUCUUUUGAUCCAGAAGAGGACCAAGACGAAGAAGAAGACGACGACGACGACGACGAUAAACCAUCCUCACCAAAGAAAAUACGCAGUCUAGGCAAGGACCCAGCCGUGGACACGAGCUUCCUGCCCGACAAAAACCGCGAAGAGGAAGAAAACGUGCUGCGAGAACAACUACGUCAAGAAUGGGUCAUCAAGCAAGAAGAGGUGAAGAAAGAAGAGAUUGAAAUCACCUUCAGCUACUGGGACGGGUCCGGCCACCGAAACAGUGUCAAGAUGAAGAAGGGCCAAACCAUGUACCAGUUUCUGCAAAAAGCUUUAGAAAUGCUUCGGAAGCAGUUUCCUGAAUUGCGUACUGUUUCUGCAGACCAGUUGAUGUAUGUUAAGGAGGAUCUGAUUAUUCCUCAUCACUAUUCAUUCUAUGACUUCAUCGUGACAAAAGCUCGUGGAAAAAGUGGUCCAUUGUUUGCAUUCGACGUCCAUGACGAUAUUCGACUGGUGAACGACGCUUCCGUGGAAAAGGAAGAAUCGCACGCUGGCAAGGUUCUGACGCGGUCGUGGUACGAGAAGAAUAAGCAUAUUUUCCCCGCGAGUCGCUGGGAACCGUACGACCCACACAAGAAUUACGACAAAUACACCAUUUCCGACGGACGAGGAAAGAAGGCCAAAUCUUGAUGACCCCCUUUGAAGAUCGCUGUUUUUCUCAUGCUUCGAUUUUGCAAUAUGUUUGGAAGAAAAAUAUCACUUGCAUAUGUUCAUGUUUUUCUACUUGCCUCUUCUUGCUUUCUUUUUUUGAUAACGCUUCCGAACCUCGUAGUGCAGCAUCACUUAGCCAUCAAUUAUUAUACGGGUCUUACGACUGUUUAAAAAUAAGAUAUUUCCGAAUUACCAACUUUGAAAUUAUAUUAUUCCGAUGGCGAUGAUUUUUGGUUGUUGCCAGAAUUGGUCCUUAUUGUAUUUAUUUUUCGCAGGAAUACCGUGUAAGGUGCGCGAAAAUGAAGAUAGAAGAGAUGAAAGCUGUGGGCCAGGCAGCCCGUGUUGCCGCUCACAGUCACAUCAAGGGCCUUGGUCUGGACAAAGCUCGUAUGCCGAUUCCAAUAGCUUCGGGGCUGGUUGGACAAGAAAAAGCCCGAGAAGCUGCCGGCUUUCUAGUGGAUCUAAUCAAUUCCGGCAAAUUUGCGGGCAGAGCUGUGCUUCUUGUGGGUCCCCCAGGCUCAGGUAAGACUGCAAUCGCCACCGCGAUUGCAAAGGAGCUGGGUUCCAAAGUUCCCUUCCGGCCCAUGGUUGGCUCAGAAGUCUACAGUUCAGAAGUUAAGAAAACUGAGGUUUUGAUGGAGAACUUCAGACGGGCUAUUGGUCUGAGAGUGAAGGAAACAAAAGAAGUGUAUGAAGGGGAAGUUACGGAGCUGACCCCGCAAGAGAUCGAAAACACCAUGGGUGGAUAUGGAAAAACCAUUGCUGGUGUCAUUGUUGGGUUGAGAACCUCGAAGGGCACGAAGCAGUUGAAACUAGACCCGACGGUUUUCGAAGCGUUGCAGCAGGAGAAGGUCGCUGUCGGAGAUGUAAUCUAUAUCGAAACAAACACCGGCGCCGUGAAGCGUCAAGGUCGGAUGGAUGCUUAUGCUGCCGAGUUCGACCUUGAGACGGACGAAUUCGUGCCGUUGCCGAAAGGUGAAGUGCACAAAAAGCGGGAAGUCGUGCAAGACAUCACUUUGCAUGACCUGGACGAGGCCAAUGCGCAACCGCAGAACCACGGCGGCCAGGACAUCUUCUCCAUCAUGGGGCACAUCAUCAAAGGCCGGAAAACAGAAAUCACCGAUAAGCUUAGGAAGGAAAUCAAUAAGUAAAGAAUGGGCGUUGCAGGAAAAAAUCCGAAAAACUCGAUCUUCAAAUUUUUGGAUGAUCAGUGCGAGAAACAUCUUGUUGUCACAUUGGAUUUAUUAGAAGGAAAACGGGAAAGAAGCGAAAGCCAGAUAUAACUUUCCUGGAAUUAAAUCGGAUGAAGGCUUCAAAUUCAUUUAACUUGGCACAGCACAGUAGUUAUGUUUUCAACAAUUGGACUGAGUGCGGGUGUAACCGCGGUGACUAAAGAGGCAAAUGGUUCAUGGCGUGAUCACGACUUUCUUCGCCUAAAGAGUAACCUCGCUUUCCUUACUCGUUGUUCAUUGGAUUUAAUUAUGGAAUUUGAAAAAAAUGUUCGGGCCAGGUUGUGAACCGAUACUUGAAAGAAGGAAUAGCUGAACUGGUGCCCGGAGUACUUUUUAUCGACGAAGUACACAUGCUGGACCUGGAGUGCUUCACAUACCUGCACAGAGCGUUGGAGAGUCCGAUCGCGCCGAUCGUGAUUUUUGCGUCGAACCGCGGCAAUUGCCUCGUGCGCGGCACCGAGGAUGUCGAGUCUCCCCAUGGAAUCCCCGGCGAUCUCCUGGACCGGAUCCUCGUGAUUGCAACAGAGACGUACGAGCAUCAGCACAUGGUGGAGAUUUUGCGGAUCCGAGCGCAAGCGGAGGAUAUCGACAUUGAGGAGACGGCGUUGGAGGCCCUGGCGGCCGUUGGCGAGAGGGCCACGUUACGAUACGCGGGGCAGCUGCUGACGCCGUCGCGGGUCAAUGCGCAACUCAGCGGACGAUCAACGGUGAUGAACGAGGACGUGACACAAGCCUCGGACCUUUUCUACGAUGCCAAAAGCUCAGCGGACAUUCUCAUGAGCGAAGAGGGAUU